Molecule: messenger RNA, 2600 nt
Organism: Wasmannia auropunctata (little fire ant)
Lineage: Eukaryota; Metazoa; Arthropoda; Insecta; Hymenoptera; Formicidae
Gene: Pcif1
Product: phosphorylated CTD-interacting factor 1
Exons: 6
Coding region: 196-2391 (731 amino acids)
Cellular component (GO): nucleus
Molecular function (GO): RNA polymerase II C-terminal domain binding; mRNA (2'-O-methyladenosine-N6-)-methyltransferase activity
Source: RefSeq, a predicted model, not a curated record
CCGUUCCUUCAGUUGAAGCAAAUGGCGUCGUACAGGUGGAGAUCGUUGCGUCAAAUUUCACAAAUCAUGAAUGAAUUCUAAGUGCCGUCGCGCAUUUCUCAUGAAUUGAGGGUAUCGCCAGCUCCGAUACUUGUCACAUGACAAUAUAUUUGGAUCAACGUUUUCAGUAUUCUGCAACAAGGUGCAUAUCAAAUCAUGAACGAAGUAAGCGGAGGAAAGCAGGAUGUACCCAAUACCUCGAAUUGGGAGGCCUUAUCGGGGCAGUCGGUGCCAGCCAUGCACCAUCACCAUCAGGCGCUGCAGCAGGAUACAAAUUCAACAGUAGCACAAGUUAUAGUUCCUACGCCUGUCAAGCUCCAAACACCCAUAUUGACGCCUGCGCAAACCGUAACCGAUCACUGUCCGCAACUCGGUCAUAUACAACAACCGCCUCUUAUAGCUCAGGUUGUACCACCAGGAAGUUUUCCGGAGCUCGAGUUAUCUCUGGAACUUCAACAGCAAGGCUGGAAGAAGUUUUGGAGUAAACGAGAAAGUCGGCCGUAUUUCUGGAACAAAUUGACUGGAGAAUCUCUGUGGGUAGUACCUUCCCUGAAACCUCAGUUUGAUCCGAUUACGGACCCACUUGGCAUUUGUGGUGUGCCACCUCCGCCUGGAAAUGGAACCAUUCCAGCUACACCAACUGCUACAUUAAAACGAAGAGCAUCGGAGGAUGGAGCUGUACCACCGGCAAAGAAAUUUGUAUUGGCGGGUCCAUGGGAUUUGGAGAUACCUACGAAUGUUAUAAUAUAUGAGCGAGCGCCGUCAAAUUUGAUGCACGUUCAUCCUGAGGCGGAAGCCCUGCGCUGCGCUCUACUGGCGAAGCUACGGCAGUGUUAUCAAGAGUUAUGUCACACUCGCGAAUCAAUAGACGCGCCGAAAGAUUCCUUCAACAGGUGGCUGAUGGAACGAAAGGUCAUCGACUGCGGCUCAGAUCCGUUGCUGCCGAGUCAAUGCUUCCCCGAGAUUUCGAUGUCCAUGUACCGCGAGAUCAUGAAUGAUAUUCCCAUUAAGUUGGUAAGGCCAAAAUUCACGGGAGAUGCGAGGAAACAAUUGUCGCGCUACGCCGAAGCGGCGAAGAAGAUGGUGGAGUCGCGAGCGGCGUCGCCCGAAAGCCGGAAGGUGGUCAAGUGGAACGCCGAGGACACUUUCCAGUGGCUGAGAAGAACGGUGGGCGCCACGUUCGACGACUUUCAGGACAGACUCGCCCAUCUGAAGCGGCAAUGUCAACCGCACCUCACGGCGACCGUUAAAGCCAGCGUCGAGGGCAUAUGCCUGAAAAUUUACCAUCUCUCGACAGAGUAUGCGAAGAAGGUGAAAGAUAAAAACAAUCAGAUCCUCAAGGAUAACGGACUCGGGGACGUUAUACCGUUGGGAGGUCCCGCCAGCACGCAGAGAAAAGUUUGGUGUUAUCCAGUGCAAUUUUCCCUUCCCACACCGAGACUUCCACAGGUGGACUACCUCCCCGAGCGCGAGCAGAUACUGCUGCGCUUCCACGGCGACACCAUGUAUAUUAAUAACACGCACUUCGCUAAAUUGGAACAUUUGUAUAGGUAUAACGGUUUCGACGACAAAAAGUUCGAAAUGUUUCUGUCGCGCGUAUGGUGCAUGCUGAAACGCUACCAGACGUACUUCGGAAUCAACGAGGGCCAGGCAACUCAGAUGGCACUUCCGGUGACGGUUUUCGAAUGCCUUCAGAGAUCGUUCGGCGUCACGUUCGAAUGUUUUGCCUCGCCUCUAAACUGUUACUUUCGGCAGUAUUGUUCUGCGUUCGCCGAUACGGACUCGUACUUCGGUUCGAGGGGACCAUUCUUGGACUUCAGGCCGGUCAGCGGAUCGUUCCAAGCAAAUCCACCUUACUGCGAAGAACUUAUGGAAGCUAUGGUCAAUCACUUCGAGCGUCUUCUGGCGGAUUCGACGGAACCUUUGUCGUUCGUGGUGUUUUUACCAGAGUGGCGUGAUCCAGCUCCUAACGCGCUCAUAAAACUCGAGGGCAGUCACUUUAAGCGCAAACAAGUAGUAGUACCCGCCAUGGAACACGAAUACCGACAUGGAUUCCAACAUAUUCUUCCAAAAGGUGAAGUAAAUAUCCGAGCAGUGCACGGCACAUUAGUUGUAUGGUUACAAAAUCCAGCCGGUGCUGCGCGUUGGGGACCUACGGAAGAGCGAGUCGAAGCGUUAUUGGAAGCGUGGCGACCCGGUAGAGAACGGGAAAGAGACAGGCAAGAGCUUCUUUCCCCACCGCGACAAACGCAUCAGCCGAUACCGUCAACGCCAGUGCCUGUGCCUGUGCCGACAACACCAGCUACGCCGACGGUGCCACCUGUACAGCCGCUACCAAGUCAUCCUAUAUAAUUAAGUGAUAUAAUAUAGUUGAACGAACGUGAGACGGCGAGAACGUACAUAUAGAUAUAAAAUAGGAAAAUAAUUUUUCCUAUGCUUGUGGAGAUGAAUAUAUUGUCUCUUGUAAUAUAACUUCUUUGUUAAGGAAAUUUAUUUUAUAUUUUAUCAGAUAUAAAUUUCUGAUAUAGAGAAUAAAAAUGUAAAAAAUGAAAGAAAUGUUA